GCCGAUGAUAUCGAUGAUAUCAAGAUGGCGGCGUCAAGAGCGUUACUAAAUGGCAGGUUAAAACGACCCGAAUUUGCAAGAAAAGUCGCUUGUCUGGGGUGCUUAUCUAGGUUUUUCAAAACCAAAUCUGAGUCUUUAGUUUAUUCCGAGCAUGGUGAUCCGGAGAAUGUCCUAAGGUGAGAGGUGAGGUUUUACACAAUGUAAAGUUCUACGCACACACUCAGGAUUAAAUUUAAAGUUUUAUAGAAAUUCAGGGCAGAUUUCCACACAGCCCCAUACAUUUGUUAUGCAUACAUAUUUCGACUCUAUUCAAAUGUAACCUAUCUGCAAAACAUAGGUAGUGGGAAUGGCAAAACAGCAGUGGACUAGCUAAACAACAACCUUGCCUUCAAUAUAUAACGCUUUAAUUUUUGUAUAUUUCUCUGCCAUCAUAUGCAUUGCACAACCACGACAUGAAGCUGCCUCCCAAUUCCAUGUUUUGUUGAGGACGCGAACACAAGGCAACGAUUUUCUAAAUCCAAUUUUUAAUUUGAGACACAGUCAGGACUUCAAAAUUCAACUCCAGAAAAAUUCACCAAGAUUUAACAAAUUGGACGACAUGGAAAAUGAAUUCUGUACCUGCCAUGUGUCACGCCUUCGAUCUCACGCCCGCUCAGACCUGUGUUCCAAUUCAUUACGCCUGGUAGAAAAGUUUGAGGUAUUACAGCAUUAACUGACUCAUUUUGAAAAAUAUAUUAAUUAUUUAAAGAAACUGGAACCAAUGCGUCAGGACUUGCCACAGGUCAACUCGCUGAGUGAGUGCCGAAGGUGCGAGGGACGCUCAUGAAGCAAAUGAAAGUGGGUGACGAAGUCUCAAGACCAGCGACAUAAGUCGCAAAUUGACUUGUUCCGUCUGCAGAAAAGAUUGAAUUUAAUUUGGAUAAUGUGGGUGCCAAAAAAUUGUUUGUGACAUCAGGUUGACAGGCUUGUGACAGCCCCCUGAAAUAAUCAGUUCUCAUAUGACUGGAUCAGCGUGCAAAGAAAGUCGUGUCCGAUAGCCCGGGGCUGGUGGAUUUUGCUGUCGGGCUAGUGAUUUUUGUUCUUAACUUGCCCAACGGGCAAGUGCUGCUUUGAGGGGAAAUUCAAAUUACAGAAGGAUUGUAAUCAAUCCUGCUAAUCAAAGAGGGUUUUCGGGCUAGUUGAAAUGACUUGUGGGCUAGUACAUGCUUGCUACAGCUUGCCCGAAUGGCAGGCUGUAAAACUGACUUUCUUUGCACCCUGCUGGAUGGUCUGAACACCGAGGUGAAUGUAGAUGAACUGAACUCAAAGAAUGCUGUUUUUCGGGUUGGUAUCUCUCCAAAAUCGAAAGAACUAACUUGCAUAUUAUGUGUAGAAAGUCUUUGAAAUUCAAGUUUGCCAGGAAGGCUUCUUCCGGACCAGGCUAAGUCACCAGCACGUGUCAGUGAACUUUGGAAAUCCUUGUCAGCUCAAAGCUGGGAAAAGAAAGCUGUCGGACAGAAACUAUUUGUGAAAACUCUGCCAGAAGCAAAGAAAACAUAGUGGCAGGUCGUUUCUGCUAUCUAUGUAUGUUUUUGAAUGGCGUGAUGUGAAAUAUUUAAAGGCUUUUCCCUGAGCCUGUCAGUGCAAUCAUCAAGAAAUCUCGACCACUAAUGUACCCUUCUACCACUGUCUUUUGAUUCUCUCUAAUUUCAAUUCUUUGAAGCCAACUUUCCUUUUUUUACCAGCAUUUGUCACUUUGUGUAAGUUUAUUUCCUGCACUUCAAAGCCAAGCACAUGCCAAUCAAAGGAUUUGCCUGGAUUAAGUUUCCCGAGAACCAACGCCACAAGAUAAGGGGUUUCCUGAUUGGAUAUCCCUAAUGACACACCCCCGUCACACUGCCAGCCAGAAAAGUGGCCGGUCAAAAAUAGCGCGCUUUAGGCGAGAAAAGUUCAUUUCCCUACUGACCACCUAACCAGCAGAAACUGGAAACGAGCUUUGAGAAAGUCUAAAAUGAGAGUCAGCAAAAAAGAAGUUCAUGUGAAUGAUCGCCUUUCUCUGAAUUCUCUUAUUUUCAUACUAUGGAAAGUCAUCAUUCCCUUGUGUUCACAUGUUCAUGUUAGACAGAACUCUUUGGAACAUCUUUGGACAUCUUCAGAUACAAUCGGACCCCUACGAAAAAUGCUGGCACUCUCAGGAUAAAAGUGCCACACCUAUAAAUUAAAAAAAGUUGGCAGGUAUAAAAUUCACUUUUAAAAGACGUUUUCACCACCUUCAUUGUGGUCAUUACUAAAGCUCCCUCUUAGCAGAGUUGUCUGACUGUAGUAUUACACCUCUGAAAAGAUGUAAUCACUUUCUAUUUUCUUAUUAUUAGUGUAAGGAAAGUGGACGCAAAUAACUUUGGUGACAGGUCUGUGUUGUUACACAUGCUGGCAGCUCCAAUAAACCCAGCUGAUAUCAAUCAGAUUCAAGGUUAGAAUGAUAAUUCAAGCUUUGUCUUGGUACGUAACAAUGUAUGCACAUGGGGCUCUCACAUUCGAUUAGACUACAAUUAUUUAUUAAUGAAUAAACAAUACUUACUUUAUCAUUGUGUGGGUUUGUUUUCUUUUGCAGUCAGCUGGUGCAGGUUCUGGGACCAAGAAAUUUUGAGGGCCUGGAACAGUCAGAUAUUUCAAAAAAUCCAUGGAAUAUCUGAUUGCUUCCUAAGUGGUUUUCAAAGGUUUCUCAGUCCAAGACCUCAAACCAGCUGACAGCAAAAUUCAAGAUGGCUGUCAAAAAAACCCCCAUCCACACAAUGAUAUAAGAAGCCCCUUGUGAGUUUGUGACUCUCAGUUGUGUGUUGUGUUAUAAUUAUAAGGGUGCCUGCAUAGCCUAUUAUUAUUGCCUCUUCUUAGGCUAUUACCAGUCCCUCGUUUUGAGCUUACUGGCCUAUAGCCCGUAACACUCUAUAUUUUUAAAUCUCAUCUUUUGCUAACUGCUAGUAGCCUGCCUGCAAGCUCUUGAGGAUAAUAAAGGGCCACCCCCUGAAUUUCCUGAGAACUUGCUAGUGGCCUACAUGUAAUCUGCAAUCGGAGAAAAAAUUAAUGGAGACAGUUUGCCCUGAAGGGCCUUUUUGAUGUUCUAGGGGCUUCAAAAGCUCCCCGAUUCCCUCCAUGUUGUGCUGCUGUUUGAGCUACCUGUAGAAAACAACAAACAGCCCAGCUUUGAAUGGAGGAGACAGGGGAGGGGUGUGGACUGUUUUGUUCUCUGAAGUUACUCUAUUUGAUUACAUUGUCGCAGCAAUUUUGUAAUGGGUUAUUGCCAUUGGUGAUGGCCUUGAGUGCAGUGUUCUAACUGCUACACCUUGGACAGAGACAAGGUGUAGCAGUUAAAGCUAUGUACCAAAAAUAAUUUCUUUUGUAAUUAUUACCAUAAUAAUUAUGAAAGAAAUUAUUUAUGGUACACAACUUUAUUUAAGCUGCUAUGAAACCUUUUUUUUUCCCUUUUGCUGUAUCAAGAUGAAAUCAAUAGUCAAACCUCCCAUAAUUGACUACCCAACACUUGAAGAGUGGUGGUUACUUAUAGGAAGUGUUUGCUAACGAGAGUCAAACUGCAGGAGGUCUUUUACGAGGAGAAGUCCAGGCAAAUCCCUUUUUUGGAGAGAAUGUAUUGCAUGCAAUUUUUAGGUUGCAAUGAAUUAUAUGUAAAUCCAUGUAGUUUCUAAAAGUUCGUCUCAUGCUCUAAAUAGUGUAGUACAAACAGCGAAAACAAAUGCCAGACCAUUGUACCAGGUGUUCGCUUGGAAGGAGUUAAAAACAAUGGAAAAUUCUUAAAUGGUGAUUCAAAAAAGUGGUUGCAGCUGCUUGCAAGAGGUGGUGAUUUAUCAGAGGUUCCAACUGUAAGGCUUUGACUGGGAAAAUUUUGGUGUUUUGGAUAAAGUUGUCCCUUAUAUAUGGGAAGUGAUCGCUUAUGAAAGGUGGUCGUACAUUAAAGUUUGACUGUAUAAUAUUUACAGAGUAAUAAUUCUCUUAUAAUAUUAGAUACUUAGGAACAUCUCCAUUUCAAGCUCACUGCAUAUCUAGCAGUAUUCUAUAGUACACUAGACAAAACUGUUCUGGGUUUACGUUUUAUUAUACAAAAAUAAAACAAGCCAAGGAACCUCAAUUAUUUUUUUCUGUUUUGAACUUUAUUAAAUUUCAAACAUGGAAAAAUAUUUGAUCACACAAGGAGGACUUGCGUUACAGCAUAUCCAAACUUGGUAACGAAAUCACAAAGGUAUGAAAAAUCACGUGAUUUCUAACAAAGACAAAUCAAACGUAACGCCUUAACUCAAGUCCUCCUUGUGUGAUCAACAUAAAAAUAUUUUUCCAAGAAGCCACCGGCCAUUUUGUUUUGUUCUCAUGGUGGAAUUUAAUAACGUUUAAAGGGCAAGAAUAUCAUUAAGGUUCCUUGGCUUAUUUUAUUUUUUAUGGUAAAACAUUAAUCCAGAACAGUUUUGUCCAGCAUACUAUGUAUUUGUAGGUUCUAUAAUCAAUUAUUUGGUGCAUUUUGUAACAGGUACCUAUGGGAUCAAGCCGCCUUUACCAGCUGUUGGUGGAAAUGAGGGUGUUGGAGAAGUCACAGAAGUUGGAAGUGAAGUGAAAAGUCUCAGGUCAGGUGACCAAGUGGUACUAAGGGCUGAUCUGAGCUUAGGUAUUAAAUGGUUUAAUGUAUGUCAUCUUUAUAUUAAUUCUAUACACUAGAGAGUGUUUGGACUUAAAUCAUGGUCUUGUUUACAACUUAUGUCUAGGGUCUUGGAGAAGACACCUUGUGGUUACAGAAGACCAAGUUUUGAAAAUUCCAGCUGGUCUCCCUGUUGAUGCUGCAGCAACAGUUAGUGUAAACCCUUGUACAGCUUUUAGGAUGCUGAAGGACUUUGAAGAGCUGGAGCCAGGUAAUUAUAAAACUGUAUCAUUUGGCUAAGAUGGCUGCAAUACUUUAAAAAGGCAAGAAUAGGCCACUUGCACUAAGAGCUCACAUGACCAAUGUUUCCUUUAAACAAUGAGUUGGAAUCUUGCUGAUGCCAAAAAUUGUUAGAGCACACAAAAAUUAUCUUACACCCGAAAUUUGAGAGGAAAUGCAUUUAAGGGUGAUAUUUUAUGACACUUUGAUUUUUCAGCAAAGUAGUAUGAUUUGUAUUGGCCGCCAUGUUGGAGGGCAUGCCUUUGCCCUCCAACAUGGCGGCCAAAACUACUUCUAGCUUAUAUCUUGUUCAACGUUUCAUAGUUACGCUCAGAUGUGCUGUAGACGUUAUCACAUCAUCUUUUCAACAUUUCCCUUGAAGUUUAAGUGCAAAAUUUGUGUUCAGAGAGGGGUAAUUCAUAAUUUUAAAAAUCACAUUUUGGUCACGUGACCAUUUGCGAACUUAUUCAUUUUAAGAAAAUGGUGCAGGUUUGAAAAACCAAAUGACUAUUAUUUUGUAUGACCCACUAAUCGUUUUUCGAAGGCAAAGUCAUAUAACUUUCAUUUUCAUAAAAACGAUGUCACAUGCCUCUUAGUGCAAAUGGCCUAUUUUGUCUGACUUGACAGGCCCUGUUUUUUUUAUUUUACAUCUGUGAAGCUCAGCAAUAGCUAAAAAUGUUGUUUCUGAUGCUGUCAGUGCUUUCUAUUUUUGUCCAAAUAACUUGUCGUAGCAAGAACUUAGGAACAUGCAGUUAUUAAUAACCUUGACAGGGCUUCUGAUAUUUCGCGGAAAAAAAAGCAAAAUUUCGCGGGAUUUUCAGGGGCAAAUUCGCGGAAAAAUCGGCCGAUUUCGCGGGAAAAAAGUCAAAAUUCGCUCAAAAAUCGGCCGAUUUCACUUGAUUUUCGCGGGAGAAAAGUCAAAAUUCGCAGAAAAAUCGGCCGAUUUCACUGGAAAUUUUGGGGGGAAACUUCGCCAAGAAACAAUCAGUAAAAAACAGCCGAUUUCGCUGGAUGUUUUUGGCAAAUUUCGCUAAAAUCGAUCAAUUUUGCGUCGAUAUGACCAGCGUUGUUUAAGGUGAUUUCCUAGUAAAAGAACCUAACAUAGAUUGUAGAUGAAACUUGGUACACUGGUGUAACAAGUCAAGAAGAUGAUAAAAAAGUAAGAAAAAGUGGGGGUCACCGUGCUCGUUUUGACAUCACAAUGCUGAGUAAUACGGCUAUUUUGGACCCUUUGUCAAAAACCGCGCGCAGCCCAAAACUAGACGAAAACGAGAGAUUUUUUCGAUGAUGCAUGUGGUAUCGCACAGAAUUUGACUUAUUGUAUUGUUUAUCCACUUACAUACCAGAAAAAUACCUUUUAAUGCUCCUGUUUUUAUUUUACGCUCCAAAGUAGAAUUGAAUUGGACACGCGCUAUUCGACCCCUGAUAGCUCAAUCCGUACAAUUUAGUAAAAUUGCCAAAAAACUGAACAUAGAUUUGUGCUAAUUUUUUUCUCAUCGAAAGGAAGCACUGUCCUUAUUAAAAUCAUGAAAUAAAAAAUGGGGGUCACCGUACUCGUUUUUGCGGUAGAGCUGCAGAAAGUGCACACCAAAUGCAUUUUCUCCGAGUUUUGAGAGAGGACUGGGGCGAGUUUCAAAAAUAGAAUGUAUGUGAAAGGGGGAAGAAAGUAUUAAAAAAUCUGUUUUUACAGAAUUUACAUCGAGAUAUCACAUUUAGGAUACAAUGUGAUAAAGAAAGGGUUUAGAUAAAAAUCAAAGUGAGUAAGCACAAGUUAAACAUCCACUAUCGAGGUUCUCCGUGAGGAAGUCGAACUCAGCAACACGCGUACUGCCUACGCUAUGCACAUACCCAACACAUUGAGUCUCACCUCGGCAAGAAACAACCGCAAGCAAAAAUUCCAGUAGCGUUUCUCUUCAUUCAACUUCAUUUUAAUAAUGUUACUUCACAUGCUCUUUUUUAUGGUGGCCAUCUUGUUAUGCGCAGUAAGAGAUGCGCAGUGCAAAACCAGGGAAUCACCUUAACGUUUUUUUAACAGGGAUAAUCACUUGCUCUUUCAACAACAGUUCGCUCGAGAAAUGAGCAAAUGCUAAAGCUGAUGACAUUAUGGUUAGUGCCCAGUUUUUCGCAACGUUCAUCUAAGACGCCUGGUAGUUUUGAGACGUUGUUUACUCGUUGCAGUGACGAAGUUUCAAGAUAAAUUUGGACGUUUGAGGUGAAUAGAACAGGUCUAAUAGCCAAGAUAAGUAUUAAAUGUGUUUUGCCGACAUGUAUUUGGAAAUAUUUCUGGCGGAUUUCGCGGUAUUUCUUUUUUGGGGGGGAAUUUCGCGGGUCCGCGACCGCGCGAAUUAUCAGAAGCCCUGCCUUGAAGAACCCUUAUUGAGGGGGACAUUGGGGGGUACCCAAUACCGCAAUACCGUAAGAAAAAAUGGCAAAUACCGAAAUACCGCGUCGAAAAUCGUCUAAAUACCGAUACCGCAUAUUUUAAUCACAUUUAUAAUCGGUUGCGCAUACUUAUGGUUGCUUCCAUCUAGCGCGUUUAAUUAUCUCAAGCAUUUAUGCACCAGAUGUCCAUGUUUUUUUUUAAUAUUUUGGUAGUUCGCAAUUUUCCGCAAAUUUUCACUGAAAAGUAAACUACAUUCGUUCAGCCUUUUGGUAUUUCGACCCAACAGCUAAUUAACUCCAAUAAAAAUAACUCUUGAAAGCGCGAAAAACAAACCAACCAAAACCCUUUCCACGCACGUCUAGUGCGAGUUUUGAUAUAAAGUGAGUCUAGUCUAGCACGUCAGUCUCUCAGGGGUCAGGUCACACGCCGCGGAGACCCAGGGGCAGAUAGUGGGGACGAGGGAAAGUCUAAACGGGCGGAAUGUCUUACCAGACCAGUUCCAAACGGUCGCCGCCGUUUUGGCUUCUGUUUGGUGCCAGAAAAACACAAGUUUCCUGGCACCAAUCAGAAGCCAGAACGGCGGCGACCGUUUGGAACUAGUCUGGUAAGACAUUGUCCAAGGGGCUCUUCUCGCCGUUCUUUACUUUUCUUCGUUCCAUAUAUAAUUUUCCGCCCGUUUAGACUUUCCCUCGCCCCCUUUAUCUGCCCCUGGGUCUCCGAGGAUGACGCCGCGCUGUUAAGAGGCAAACUUACCAACUUUUCGCUUUUAACUUUACAAGGCGUUUUUCAAUUCUCGAAACCCAACAUCUAAACUUAUUCUUGUUGCGAUAAUGUUCACCUCCUUCGCCCUCUUCAUAAAAAAUUGCCACACAGUCAAUGAUGACCACGCCAUCUUCAACCUCAACGACCUCAGACAUUUUGAGAAAACGUCGAAUUUCCGGCACAGGUACACAGAUCGACAAGCCUGGUAAGGUAACUUGAGACGACUCAUUAUCACUGGAUGCAACAACAAUCACAUUGUAUAUUAUCGACCAAAAUAACUGUCACAAAAUGACCCACAAAUGGUGUAAUCAUUUACCGUUAUGUCUCAAGACUUCUAAAUAUUAACUUUUAUUGACCUUUAUGUCUUACUGUGUUUUGUUUUGCGUAUUGUAUCGAAAGGAAAGCGCAAAUAAACAGUACCGUAAUACCGUGAACAAUCUUAUUUCACCGAAUACCGUCAGCCAAAAUGAUGAAAAACCGCAUACCGCAGCGCUAAAUGAUACUGCAAUACCGCACGUUAAAAUUAAAAUUACCGAAAUACCGCAUGAAAAAAAGCCCAAUACCGCAAUACCGUAAACCCCCAUGUCCCCCUCCUUAUUGCCUUGCUUGCUUCCUCCACACUGUUUAUACAAAGAUGUACUUUUAUGGCAACUUGAUUCUUCACUCAAUAAGUUAGUGCAACACACUUUAUGCCAACUUUCAGAUGAGCUGCUCACAAUCAACAUUACAUAAAAGGACAACCUGUACAAACUUAAUCAACUUGGUAUUAUUUUGGUAUCAUUUAAAUACAUCAACGCUGUGGCCUUAUUGUCACUACUGUAGUCACUCUGUUUCAAGUCCAUAAACAUGACAAGUAGUUAGACUUUUUAAUCACUGGAAAACUAAUAAUUAAUUUUAGUACAUGUAAACUUCCAAAUUCAAUGAAGAGUUGAUUAUCACCCUCCUCUCAGUCAUCUUUGUUAUCCUCCUCAUCACAGUAGAGUUGUUAUUGUUUGUCAGAAGCUAAAUUCAAUACUUAAUUGUUUAUGGUUUAAUUUUAAUAGGUUUUCAUGGUAGUUAGAUGAUAUGUCUGUUAAACAUUAUUGUCAAGGUGAUGCUGUCAUUCAAAAUGGAGCAAACAGUGGUGUGGGACAGGCAGUAAUCCAACUUGCUGCAGCCUGGGGUUUAAACACUGUCAAUAUUGUUCGUGACAGGUGAAUUACUUAAAUUAUGUGUACCAGUAAACCCUUUUGAGAAAGUUAAGUUCCUGCAGUAAUAAGAAUUAACUUGUCCCUUGUAAAUUGUCAAUGCAAUAUAAAAAAUUAGCCUGGGAGUUAAGAAAAUGAUGACUAUUCUUUUUUGAUUGUCUUUAUAGUUAAACAAUGAUUUUGUGAGAUAUGUUUGGAGUUCAGCGAGGACAAUUAUUAGUUUUGAACUGGUCUGGUUUGCAUGCAUUGGGAAAAAAGUAAUGAUCUUUUAACUGUUUGUUAUAUUAGACCAGAUUUUGAAGACCUUAAAAGUCAGCUUGUGGGGCUAGGAGCAAAUUAUGUUGUUACUGAAGAGGAACUGAAAAGCUCUGAAAUGAAGAAAACAAUGAAGGUAAGUUCUGUCUUUUCAACUUGACUUUCCUUGGCAACCAAAAUUGUCACAGCUUGGAGCACUGUACUUUCAAUAGAAGCUAAACCUUUUUCCCACAUUCAUUGCAUUAAUAGAUCUGCCCUCUCUAACAUCUUAAUUCAAGCCAGAAUCAUUGAUUGUAAGUGUGUUCCUCACUCUCCAACUCUUUUCAGAAUCUUGUGACUUUAAGAACCAACAAUAAUAAUAUUAUACCUCACGGUAGAAGGUAUCUGUACAUGUCUGGCUCUAUGAAUUGAAUUAUGUACAUGUAUGGUUCAUGUAUUUAGAAAACUUUUUAGUAGUGUCUACCAUUUGCAACAGAAAUAAAGGGAUUCACAUAUUAAGUGUGAUUGAGGGAUCAAAUAAAAUUGAACAUAGGUGUGAUCACUGUAUGCAGUUUUUGGUGAGAAACCUUGGUUGUAACCUCUUUUACAAAGUUUUAGUUUUGGAAUAGUAUUAAGAAGUAUUAGAUUAGUAUUGAGAAUUUCUGUCAUGUUAUCAGAGUAUCAUCUCCUGUGUGUGAGCAGUUUACACCUCCAACACCAGAUCUGGAGGUUCAGGGUUCAAGCCUUGCCCAUCAUGUUGUUUCCUUAGACAAGGAACUUUCUUCCACCUUGUCUCUCUUCACCCAGGUGAAUAAAUGGGUAGCAGUGACAUACUGGUGGGGAGUAAUCCUGCGAUUGACUAGCAUCCCGUCCAGGGGGGAGUAGCAAUACUCCUAGGUAUGCUUCAUGCUAAGGAAAACCGUAUACGCUCUGGCCGUUUGGGCCUUUGACUCUUAUAUGCCUUUACUUUCCUUUUUUUAUCCCCAUCUCACGUUGAUUUUUAAGUACAACUGCAGCCUGUUAUAAAUCAGAGAAACAUUUACUGGUUUUGGAAUUUUUGAAUUGGUGAGCGUCCAUUUUACAGUGUCCUAAACUUUUACUUAAAUACAAGAAAUAAAUACCUCUGAAUUUAUUCUUAGAACAUGAAGCCUCCUAAACUUGCUCUGAAUUGUGUUGGAGGAAAGAGCUCUUUGGUCCUUUUUCGCUAUUUGGGGUAAGAAAAAUGUAAAGGGAGUGUUUAACUUAGAGUCUUUCCUUGAAGUUUUGUAUUGUCAGUAGUAUAUUUAUUAAGAGGAGUGGCAGACACUUUGCUUUCAGAGUUUGUAUGCAUGCAAUCUGUGCAACAACACUCCUUUGGCCUGAAACAAUGGCAGUAACAUCUCAUGAAAAGUGUUUUACUUCCAGAACAAAAGGAACAAUGGUAACUUAUGGAGGAAUGUCCAGGCAGCCUGUUACUGUACCUACGGUAUGUGAACCAUUGAUAAACCCAGAUUAGACCCCUAUACUUUUAGCCCCUGAGACCUGAGGCAGUCUGAGCAAGCGGCCUUAAACCACCUAGCCUCCCGCGAAGAGAUGUGAGCAGGAAUAACAGCAAUAGAGUGGGGUAGGGGGUGAGCCAUAUACUGAUACAAAGUAAGAAGAAGUUCUAAAUAUUAAAAGCUAAUGGCGAGGAAGCCCAAGGGAAUCCACCUUGCUUAUAAGCAAUAGGCUCUCAGAAAUGGGGGAGUGAGGGAGUAGGAAUAACAUGUACUCGCCCAGCGUCCAGGCCAAAUGAGUCAAUAUCCUCAACAAAUUUGCACUAGUAUUUUCAAGAUAGUCGUUGUCUGAGAGGUCACACACAUAACAAAUAAGACAUGCCUGACCAUAAUGAGCUGUUGCAAAUGCAGCAUUAGGUAGUAGUGUAGCCGUGAACUUUAUUGACGUGUCACAAAUCUCUAGUGCGUAGCGACUAAUUGGUGACACAAAUAAAAGAUAAAAAUCAUAUAUUUAAAUAGUGUUAAAAUAAUGUUAAAAUAGUGAUGCAAAUAGUAAAAGCUAGGAAAAAUAAAAAUAUAACACCUAUUAUUAACUGGUAAAAAUGUAUGUAUUGUAACAGGAUAAAUUUUGCUUUGUAACAUAGUGUCUUAAAGUCAAUUAUUACAAAUCAUGCAGUUUCUACAGCCAUCGUCAAUUAAGGCAGUCAGGUCUGUUCUCCUGAUAAUAUUAUCAGUGAACUAUACAAUAUGUUCCUGCUAAUAUUAUGUCAACCUCCUGCAUUUGGUUGUUUAGAAAUAGCUAAUGCUAUGCAUUAGAUGAAAACGGUUGUUUCCUCCCUUCCCACCCCCACCCUUUCCUUGUGUUUUCUCAGAAUGACAUGCUUCUGUCCUCGCCCUCAGCUGCGUAGAGGCUCUUAGCUUGGAUAUUUUGCCAGUCAUGGGUUUGGGAGUGUCAACCUCUAUUGUUAACCUCUAAUAAUGAAAACUCCGUGAAGUCUUGGGCACUCAUGGUUCAUUUUGGGAUGGAGUUCAGUGUUACUUCUCUUUUUCGCUUGGUGCUUUAAUAUUCCGUGUUGCCCUCAACGUUGGUCGAAUCUUUGUUGCUAUUUAUAUUUUCCUCUUAAGGGUUCCUUAAUAUUCAGUGAUGUGAAGGUCAGAGGAUUCUGGAUGAGCAAGUGGAGCAAGGAACAUCAGAAAGGUACCUGGUUUAGAUUCUUGGUUUAAAACUUGAACCAUUCUUCGCCCCAUGUAAGGGAAUACGGAUUCCGGAAUCCGUGAUAUUUUUGCUUUUGGAUUCCAGAAUCCAGGAACAUUUUUCUUUUAGGAAUCUGGAAUCCAGGGCUUUGGAAUCCAGAAUGCAGCUCAAGGAAUCCGGAAUCCUACUAAGGAUUGGAAUCCGGAAUCCAGAGUCCAAAUUCCACUGAAAAAGACUGGAAUCAACUAGCUGGAAUCCAGAAUCUACGGCGUGUAAUCCAGAAUCCAAGACUGUCUUGGGUUCCCUUACGUAGGGCGACAUUCUCCCCACAUGGGAAAUGCUCCAUCUCACGAGUUUACCAAGGUGAAAACUUCAGAUUUUUGUGUCAGCGGGAGUAUUGUCAUAGGAAAAUUUUAUUGUAAAGUGUAGCACUAUGAAGGAAUCAACCUUGUUACACAAAAUAUAAUCUCUGUAUCUUUUUUUUAGCAAUUUAAUAUCCUUCCUUUUCAAAAUAGUGGCAUGUUUGUUCUGCAGUGAAUCUAUCCGGUUACACUCCGGCAUGUUACAGCUGAUGUUGGAAGCGCAGUUUACAUCUGGACAAUAUUUUCCUAGAACUUUAGGCGAAACAGAUGUAGGUAGUUCUUCCAUGAAAUACAAACGACAUUUGUUCAAAAAUUAGUUAAAGUUUCGGGACAGUAUGAGAGAAUUUAUAUGUUUACCAAGUCUCAGUAAAUAUAGCAACCAGCUAAUGGGCUUAGUUUAUGUUAAACUGUCGAAAUUAUUGUGUUCGCUUUGCCGACUCAGCCUUGAUGACUUUGUUUUUCGUUAGACGUUACAAGGCUUGCUAUGCUAGAGGAAGUAUGUAACCUGGUACGUGAAGGAAAGCUCAAGGCUCCACCUUGUACAAAACAUUCAUUUGAGAACUUCAAGACGGCCAUAUCUGAUGCAAUGAAGUCAUACUCAAAGACCAAGCAACUGUUAAUUCUUAAUGAUGAUUAAACCUCGGACGAUUUUCAAUCGCCUUUGCCGAGUACGGCCCGCUCAGCAGUGGACGCGUUUUCCCUCAAAAAAAAUUUCUGUGUGGCGCUACCUAACGCUACAUGCCUACUUGUUCCCGCGCAUAGCCUCAGUUACACGUUACUGAGUGCAGCUGUUGUACAACUGAUUAAAACAGUCCGUAAAUUAAAGUAAGGGAGACAUAGAUAUAUAAUUACGUAAGCAAUACUGCGUCUUCAUUAAGAGUAUCGCAAGACAACUUUCAUGCGUAGAGAAUGAGAUAAUAUAUAGCGAUACUCACGUGGACGUUACCUAUUGAUAUUAAUGUGCCAACCAGAGGCGCAUUGGUCCUUGUAACAAAAGAUCGUUUUGUUCUACUCGUUACAAAUUUGAAUAACUAAAACAAUGUUUGUAAACAGUGAUGCCUCCUAUUCAAGUACUUUUUUGAAAAAGGAAGUAUUAUCAUGCUUGCCCGAGGGUUCUUUCGAAUCAACUAAGAACAUAAAAUUUUUUAAACAUUUAUAGAAUGAAUUUUAGCCGUCUCCUCGAGCCGCAAACUCGAAAAAAAAACUUUUGCGUAAAUGAAAGCAUAGUUUAGUGAUAGUUGAAACUGCAUUCCUAGCAAUACUCGUAGGCAUGCUUCAUGCUACGGAAACCGGUAUUCAGAAAAGUCGGUUGUAUUCACAUUAGUAUCCAGCGAGCACCGUAUUCAGGCACCGUGCGCGGACACCAAGUGUGAACACAGAAGUUAGACAACAUCCUCACGACGCACGAAUGUUUCUGUUAGAUUGCCGUGUGUGAACAGUCGUAGGUAAGCUUUUAAAAUGCAUUUUGCGAAUUUAACCAAACUCAUGUCAACAUGUCCUCCCGAUGGCUUAUUUUAGGGGUAUUUUUUUUUUAAUAAUUAAGGAAACCGUUUCUCCCCGCUGGCGCUCUGUGCUCGUUUCCAUCACCCCCAACUCCCACUUCUCACUCAUCGACAGCAUCCCGUCCGUGUUCCUAGUGCCGAAAUCCUGUGCUGAUAACACGUCACUACCCAGAUCUGGGUAGGGUUUCUGAUUCGUUGCAGCAAAUUUUCACUAAUAAGAAGCGAAAUGUCGGCUGUCUUCUCAGGCUCAGCGCAGCUGGAGGAAAUGGUGAAAAUUAUGUAAAUA
This is a messenger RNA of Porites lobata, 14283 nucleotides long. Lineage: Eukaryota; Metazoa; Cnidaria; Anthozoa; Scleractinia; Poritidae. The record is from the annotation of a GenBank genome assembly.